This is a messenger RNA of Xylaria bambusicola, 1675 nucleotides long. RefSeq lists its product as uncharacterized. Bases 550 to 1527 code for a protein of 325 amino acids. Gene Ontology annotation, molecular function: dioxygenase activity. NCBI's taxonomy places the organism in Eukaryota, Fungi, Ascomycota, Sordariomycetes, Xylariales, Xylariaceae. The record is from RefSeq and is a predicted model, not a curated record. The transcript is spliced from 3 exons.
CACGUAAUGUGAUUCCGGCGCUGGGAUGAGGUUUCGGGUGUGAUUUUCCGAAUUUCUCCGAGAAAGCUUAUUGAAACACUUUCACAAAAAUAUUCCACGGCUCACCUCUCGCUCGGCUUCUCGUUCGGCAUGGAGCACACCUAUGCCGUCCAAGCCACUGCCAUGAGUGCCGGAGCGGAGUAUCUCAUCGAGGGCUGAAACUCACUCUUUGUUCCAAGAGACUGAUGAUCAACCCAUUCACUCGGCCUUGUGAACUCAUCUCUACCUAAGAUUGAGCAGUUCUCAUGUCUUUCAUACGCUCCUUCCGACUCGUGCCACUCAUGGCUCACGGCGUGAUCCGAUGUCCGAUCUAGUCAUAGAUGAUCAUGUAAUAGAGUUUGUAAGGCGUAGUAAGAUUUCUGCAAGCACUCAUAAUAGAGCUUCAUCUCCGACUAAAUCGAGGUUUAAACUCUCUUCUCCGUCUGUGAACCACUAACAUCGCCGACGGCGUUACCAAGAUCUACCAUUACAAACCUCCAUCUACUCUAUUUCCUAAGCGCCCUUGCGAUAAUGGCUGCCCAAACUCACGCGAUCCCAACUGUUGACAUCAGUCCCUUCGUUAACAAUGCCCCAGCCAAGGAGCUUCUUGACGUUGUUAAGGCUAUGAGACACGCAGCAACAGUCUAUGGCUUCUUCUACCUCGUUGGUCAUGGCGUCACCCUCGAAGAGCAGAAUAGGGCACUCGACUGUGCAAAGCUAUUCUUUACGCUCUCCGAGGAGGAGAAGAUGGACGUCUGGCUCAAGAAGUCGCUUGGGAAAUCCCACCGUGGCUAUGAGCCGCCGGGAAUCCAGACUCAUCAAAAGGGCUUGCUGCCCGACACCAAAGAGGCCUUCAUCAUCGGCGCCGAGGUCCCAGAGGAUGACCCCGAGGCCGGGACAUUCUCCACGGGACCAAACCUAUGGCCCAAGUCCCUGAAACCUGAAGACUUCCAGAUCCCCAUCAUGGAGUACCAGGCCAAGAUGCUCGACCUCGUCAAGAUCCUCCUGAAGAUCCUGGCGCUGGGCUUGCCCGAGGAGUGGGGGUGCCCGCCCGACGUCCUUGACGCGCUCGCUGUCAAUCCGUCGAUGCCGAUGCGGCUGCUUCACUACGCGCCGAAUCCUACGCAUAACAACACUUGUUUCGGAGUUGGCGACCACACUGACUUUGGCUGUAUCACCGUUCUGCUCCAGGAGCCGAACAGAGAGGGUCUGCAGGUCUGGUACCCUCCCACAGAGACCUGGAUCCCGGUGCCUGUCAAGGAGGGCUCGUACGUAAUUAAUAUUGGCGAUAUGGUGCAGAAGUACACUGGGGGCUACUAUCGUAGCGCCCGACAUAGGGUUGUCAACGGUGGCAAGGAACAUCGCUAUAGCGUCCCGUUCUUCUUGAAUGGGCAGUUGAAGCUUAAGUGCACUGCGCUUGAUGGCUCUGGCGUCGAGACGAUUGUUGGCGAACACAUCAGGCAGCGACUCAUUGAUACUAUGGGCGAGAGUGGUAAGGCUCUUCAGUGAGAUUGUGCGAUGCGCAUCGCUUGGCGAGGGUGGUAGUCUAUGUUACAUAAGCUGUUACGCUGUGUAGUAGAGAAAUUUGAAAGUUGUUUGAACCUCAUAUACAUUGUGUGAUGCAUCGCUACAUAAUCAUGCUGAUCAUCAAGUUCUA